UUUAAUUUCGUCUGCUGCUAGUUUCAUUCUUGUAGUGUGAAUUUUAAUAUAAGUACAUAUAAUUGGUAUCAAUUCUAUUUAAAUUAAGUUCUGCAAAAAAAAAAACCGUUCUCUAUUAAAUUGAAAAUAUAUAAAAUUAUUUUACUGGAAUUGAAAGAAUUGAAGCAAAACUUCAUUUAUUUCCAGUAUGGCAUCUGUAUCAACAGGUUAUUAUUUAACUGGAAAAAUCAAAGUAUUAUGGAAACGAGGUUGGAUUAAAAUGCCUGAGAUUAUGGUCUCAACUGCUGGUGCUUUGAUUGGGAUCUGUUUGUCCAUAGGUACCUAUCUAUACAAGGACAGCCACCACGGAUGGAAUCAAAAAUAUGUAUCUAGAUAUAUGGGUUGUGAUACUAUUCUCAAUUCACAAUUUCUAUCGAGAUUGACGUCGAGUAGGGGUCCUUUUAACGAACAUAUAAAGUCCGAACUUAGGGCUAAAUAUGGAUAUUUAUAUUUUAUAUAUGCUGACUUACCGGCUGACAUGGGCGAUUGUGGUACCAAGACUGAGUGUAGUUUAUACAGAUUAUAGUAAUUCCUGCCAACAAGAGUGAUAAGACCUGACGAUCCACGAGUACCUAAGAUACAAAGAUACAGUAGGUUAGAUUGAAGUCACGCAGAAUAAUUAUGGAUAAGUUGACAGUUUAUAAAUGAAAUAUUUAACUCAGUAAGAGAGUGUCAUUUAUGAAAUGUAAUAGUUAUUAACAAUAAAUGUAUAGUUUUAGAUA
Messenger RNA from Phymastichus coffea, 761 nucleotides. RefSeq names its product protein GVQW3-like. The transcript has 5 exons. The record is from RefSeq and is a predicted model, not a curated record. Lineage: Eukaryota; Metazoa; Arthropoda; Insecta; Hymenoptera; Eulophidae. The coding region runs from base 188 to 565 and encodes 125 amino acids.